AUGUCCGCAAAGCCGAGGCCAAAGGUGGAGGAGGAGGUGUCGUCACCUCAAAGGGAUCAUCAACUCGACGAUGAAAAUUUAACGCCUGAUGAAGAGUAUCCUCACGGAAAAGACUUCGUGGCCAUUGUCACAGCGCUUCUUCUCGCUUUCAUAAUCAUCGGCUUAGAUUACACAGUGCUGGCGACGGCAGUACCAACAAUGACAAAACACUUCGGCACCAUCGAAGACAUCGGUUGGUACACUUCGGUCUAUCGAUUAGCCGCUAGCUCAUUUCAAUUUCUGUUCGGGAGGUUGUAUAGCUUGUUCCCUGUGAAAAGGAUCUUGUUGAUUACCUUGGUCCUCUUCGCUGGGGGUGUUUUGGCAUGUGCCCUGGCACCGACAUCGCCUUUCUUCAUUAUGGGAAGAGGUGUCACAGGCUUCGCCGCCGCCGGCGUCAUUGCUGGCGCGUUUUCCAUGAUCAUACGAAGCUUUCCUUUGUCGAAACGAUCCAUCUACGCCGGUAUCGGUGGCGCCGCUGAGGCUACUGCCUGUUUAACAGCCCCUCUUCUAGGCGGCUUCCUCACUGAUCGCCUAUCAUGGAGGUGGUGCUUCUAUGUCGAGUUGCCACUAAUCGGGGCAGCCUUCAUAAUCGUGGCCUUUUUCUUCAACCCUAAAAAAGAUCCGAGCUCGCCUUCGAAAUUUGGCGAAAAGCUUGCGCAACUAGAUCUGCUUGGUAUGACUUUUUUCGUUCCGUCCAUCACGUUUCUCAUGCUUGGCUUGCAAUGGGGUGGCACCAAGUAUGGUUGGCAAGACUGGCGUAUUAUCGCAAUCUUCUGCGUCUUUGCGGUGCUGCUCCUCUUGUUUGGUUGGCUUCAAUAUCGGAAGCAAGACCGUGCGACACUGCCGCCCCGCAUCGUGUCUCAGAGGAACAUCAUAUUUGGCUUCAUAUUCAGCUGUUGCAAUAACGCUGCGUUAUCGGUCAUCGAAUACUAUAUGCCUAUUUAUUUCCAGGCGGUGAGAGGUUUGUCGGCGUCGAUGUCUGGGGUCAUGGUUCUCCCGGUCGUUGCGGGGUUGGUUCUGUCUGUCUUCUCUUCAGGCGUGCUGACAUCACGCUUGGGGUUCUACACUCCCUUCAUGCUGUCAACCAGUGUUAUAACGCCUCCGGCUGUAGGGCUAAUGACCACUCUGGGCGUGGACGCGACACUCGCCAGUCUCAUCGGCUACCAGGCGCUUCUGGGAUUCGGAGUCGGAAUCGGGUUUCAGGGCCCACAGGUGGCCGUCCAGACGAUUCUGCCUGAGAAGGACGCACCAGUUGGCAUCGCCGUCAUCCAGUUUGCCCAGGGCAUCGGACCUGCGGUGUUUGUGGCGGCUGCGCAGACCUUGUUCACACAAAGGCUCGCUCAUAACAUCAAACAUUUCGUUCCAGAGGUGGACUACACGUCCUUGAGUCGCGACGGCCUGGUUAACUUGAGUUCAUACGUCAAGGCACCGUACCUUGCCGGGGCCAUUCGGAGCGUCAGCACAGCUGUGAUGCAAACAUUCUACCUCCCAGUUGCUCUGUCAUGCAUGACCCUUGUAGGCGCUCUGGGGAUGGAAUGGCGAUCCGUCAAGAAGAAGCACGCAUGA
This is a messenger RNA of Cladophialophora psammophila CBS 110553, 1605 nucleotides long. RefSeq lists its product as uncharacterized. Gene Ontology annotation, biological process: transmembrane transport. The transcript has 5 exons. The record is from RefSeq and is a predicted model, not a curated record. NCBI's taxonomy places the organism in Eukaryota, Fungi, Ascomycota, Eurotiomycetes, Chaetothyriales, Herpotrichiellaceae. Gene Ontology annotation, molecular function: transmembrane transporter activity. Bases 1 to 1605 code for a protein of 534 amino acids.